GGGGAGGGACGCGGAGCCGCGAUUCCGGGCCGCACCGGAUCGCCGUGCCGUCCGUCGCCUCCCCGCAGAGCCGACCUCCCGGAGCGGGAGAGAGGGCCCCAUCUCCCGGCCGUCGCCCGGCGGCAAGAGUCGGGGAACGCUUCCGCUCGGUUCUCCUUUCUCGGCGGAGCGGCGGACGACGGCCGUGGCGGGGCCGCGGGGGGGCGGCCAUGGAGCGGCGCGAGCAGCCUGCGGUGCAGGUGCCGAGCCUGGACGGCGUGACGCGAGAGCGCUUCCUGCGGGACGUCUAUCCCCGGAGAGAGCCCGUUGUGCUGAAAGGAAUGGAGCUGGGCCCUUGCACAACCAAAUGGACAGUAGAUUACCUGAGCCAAGCCGCAGGAUCUAAGGAAGUCAAGAUCCAUGUUUCUGCAGUACCACAGAUGGAUUUCCUCAGUAAGAACUUUGUGUAUAGAACUCUGCCUUUUGAUGUAUUUGUACGAAGGGCAGCUGAAGUCAAACAUAAAGACUACUUUCUUUCGGAGGAUGAGAAGUACUAUUUGCGAUCAGUGGGUGAAGAUGUUAGGAAGGAUAUUGCAGAUAUCAGAAAACAGUUUCCUGUUUUGGCAGAAGAUGUUCAGAUUCCGGAGUAUUUUGAGAAGGAACAGUUUUUCUCUAGUGUCUUUCGCAUCAGCUCAGCAGGAUUACAGCUAUGGACCCAUUAUGAUGUAAUGGAUAACUUCUUAAUCCAAGUAACGGGUAGAAAACGAGUUGUUCUGUAUAGUCCUCGAGAUGUACCAUAUUUAUAUUUAUCAGGUACCAAAUCAGAGGUGCUAGAUGUUGAUAACCCAGACUUUGAGAAAUACCCACUUUUUGCAAAAGCCAAGCGCUAUCAGUGUUAUCUGGAAGCAGGAGAUGUGUUAUUUAUUCCAGCAAUGUGGUUUCACAAUGUAAUUUCUGAGGAAUUUGGAGUGGCACUGAAUGUCUUCUGGAAACACCUUCCUGCUGAGUGCUAUGAUAAGAGUGACACUUAUGGAAAUAAAGAUCCCACAGCAGCCUCUAGGGCUAUACAGAUCUUGGACAGGGCCUUGAAAACACUUGAAGAACUACCUGAAGAAUACAGGGAUUUCUAUGCUCGAAGAAUGGUGUUACGGAUCCAAGAAAAAGCCUAUAGGAAUGAUAAUGGAUAAAAUAACGCAUUGAGUCCAGACAUGGGAGAAUUAUCCUCAGAAGUACAAAAUUCAGGAUCAACAAGACCACCUGACGGGGGUGAGAUGGACAUCAGCAAAGGCAGAAAGAGGAAAGGUAAUCAACUUCUGAAAAAGUUCAAUGAUAUCUUGCAGAAUUUGAUUUUACCCACAUCUUUCCUGCUGUGUUUCGAUGGGAUACCAGAUUAGUCAAUUCAGUCUCUUUUUAAUGGACUUUCAGUUAUUUUGUUUAUUUGACAGAUACCUGCUUUGAGACCUUAGAACCAGAUCUCAAGAAACAGUGGACAUAUACCAUUCCACUGUUGCACUGAGCACAUACGAAAAAUAAGACCCUAGUAUAAUUUAAGAUAUACACUUAAAGUAAAUGGAUGGGUACGGUAUAAACUCAGUACAUCAACUUACAGUCUCUAAGACAGGAUAAAUAGCUUCACUCCACACAGAUAGCAAAGUAACUUUAGCUGAGGAAGGACAACGUUGUUAGAAGCACCAUAAGAGGGAGAGGGGAAAAAAAGUGACUUUUCUUUCUUUUAAUAGCUCAAAAAGACUCUUCUGGGAAAACUUAGGUGCAUGAUCAGAUGCAAUCACAUUUAUCCAUGAAUAUCCACAGUAAUAACGUCCUAACUCCUGAAGUGACUUUGCAAUAAUUUCUAUGACUAUUUAAAUACAUGUCACUUCUAUUAGUUAUCUCUGUAUCAGCAAUAAUGUGAAUUUAGCAAGCUAGAACAGCUUUCUAUAAAGUGCUAGUGCUAAGUCACAUAAGGAGGCAGAAAGAUGUUAUCACUGGGAGAACAAAAGAUUUCAGUAACAUUUUAAGACUUGGACCCUCAAUCACCUUUCAAAAUUUGGGUCCAAUUCAUUACAGAAGCACCUACAGAAAUGCAACUAAAUUAACCCUCGGUAGGAAAAAAGUUAGCUAAGUUUCUAGUAUUUAAGAUGCACUCAAAAUAGAAUCAUUUAUGUGAUGUGUGAUCUGGACAAUUUCACAGAACUGAGCACUGUCUUAAAGGGAUUUUUAAGAGCUGUGACUUAAAGCAUAUUAGGAUUCCUCAAAAUCUUUAGAAUGUCUUUCCUAUUGUCCAAGAAACAAACAAGUAACAUGAAGGAUACCAGCUAUUAUGUACCUGGUUGCACUAAGGACAGUGUAGCAUUCCUUACUCCACUCAAAAAUAUAAGUGUAAGCAAGCAUGAAAGUCACUCAACUUUAGGCAUUUACAUCUAGGCAUAUUGAAAAUCUGCCUUUACAGUUAACCUCAAGAAACACCCACAUACAAACUAUGACCCAUUUCAUCCUAACAUAGAAAUGUUCACAUCCUUGGGUACUUCACAGCAGCUUUCCUAUGUAUGCAAGUUUCCAGGAAGCUCUUUUAGAAUUAUGGAUGCCAACUAUGCUAAUACAAAGCCUGCUCUG
Molecule: messenger RNA, 2592 nt
Organism: Gallus gallus (chicken)
Lineage: Eukaryota; Metazoa; Chordata; Aves; Galliformes; Phasianidae
Gene: TYW5
Product: tRNA-yW synthesizing protein 5
Exons: 9
Coding region: 210-1166 (318 amino acids)
Biological process (GO): wybutosine biosynthetic process
Molecular function (GO): 2-oxoglutarate-dependent dioxygenase activity; tRNA binding
Source: RefSeq, a predicted model, not a curated record